CAUUGAAAAUAGGCGGUGGAAAACGUUAACUUCCCUGCGUCAACUUUCCCCUUAUAUUUGCCUGCCUUCUUCCUUGAUCCCCACGAUCUCUCUCUACACCAUUUAUAUAUUCUGUUUCUCUGUUUUACCAUUUCUCUCUCUAAAUUUUCUUUCCUGACAUCAAGCUCCGCUUUGCUUCCCUGAGAAAACCAAGCGCCACUGCCCCGACCAGAGUGAAAGAUCUGCUACCGCUUCAUCUUAUCAAGCAAGAUGGUUUCUUUUGAGAUGAACGACAGGAAAAAAAUUGGACUGGGAUUGACUGGCUUUGGCGUUUUAUUCUCAUUCUUGGGAAUUAUUUUCUUCUUUGAUAAGGGUCUUCUUGCUAUGGGAAAUAUCCUCUUCUUGUCAGGGGUGAUGGUAACCAUCGGAUUGAAAUCCACCAUGCAAUUCUUUACAAAACCCCGAAAUUACAAGGGUUCAGUAGCAUUUGGUGUGGGUUUCUUUUUGGUCCUUAUCGGAUGGGCUUUCUUGGGCAUGAUUCUUGAAGCAUACGGUUUUAUUGUACUCUUCAGUGGUUUUUGGCCCACAGUGGCAGUAUUCGUACAACGUAUACCUAUUCUGGGUUGGAUUUUCCAGCAGCCAUUUGUGGCAUCAUUCUUGGAUCGUUUCAGAACCAAGAGAGUACCCGUGUAAUCAACCGACACGAGCAAUUCUGAAGCAAGUAGCUGUAAACAAUGAGCCUAUCUGUAAAUAGCCCCCACACACGGUGUCAGCACUGAUUUGGAUCAGCAGAAAUGCCAGAGAUUUUUAUGUUUAUGUAAAUCUUAUGGAAGAGGAAUUCUUCAUUUUCUUUAUUUUCUUAGUUUUUAGGAAACAUAGGUUGUUUUAAUUCAUUUGUUGAUUGAAUA
This is a messenger RNA of Amborella trichopoda, 887 nucleotides long. Its product is annotated as vesicle transport protein GOT1. Lineage: Eukaryota; Viridiplantae; Streptophyta; Magnoliopsida; Amborellales; Amborellaceae. The record is from RefSeq and is a predicted model, not a curated record. Gene Ontology annotation, biological process: retrograde transport, endosome to Golgi; endoplasmic reticulum to Golgi vesicle-mediated transport.